Molecule: messenger RNA, 2300 nt
Organism: Cottoperca gobio
Lineage: Eukaryota; Metazoa; Chordata; Actinopteri; Perciformes; Bovichtidae
Gene: vamp4
Product: vesicle-associated membrane protein 4
Exons: 9
Coding region: 405-866 (153 amino acids)
Biological process (GO): SNARE complex assembly; vesicle-mediated transport; Golgi ribbon formation
Cellular component (GO): membrane; trans-Golgi network; SNARE complex
Source: RefSeq, a predicted model, not a curated record
CAAACAUCUGCAGCGGUCCCUCUCUUCCUCCAGCUGUUUGUGUUCAUUUCCUGGUCAGCUGAUUCUGACGGAGCAAAGACAAGCGGACCGCUAGCAUCCGUAAAGACAAUCCUGUCUCAUCGUCCGGACAGCAUUUGAAAUGAAAGUAACAACACCGUGAAGGAGCCACUCCAAAGCCUGAAACCCUGGAUUAAUACCCGCGUCUCUGUGUGUUUGUGUUUGCUGGCAUCGGUCAUCGGAUCUUGUGGGAAACAGCAGAGCGAGCCCUGUCCCCUGCUUCUCUUCACCUCUGUUUACUGGAAAGUUCCUCUCCUCUCCUGGCUACUGAAAGGCCUUUUUCCAAAUCGCAGUGCCAGAAAAGGACGCUGCUGUGAAAGCCACAGUGUCAGACUGAACUGGAUUCAAUGAGUGAGCCAGAUCGGGAGGAGCAGCCGGAAGACAACAUGCCCCCCAAGUUUAAACGACAUCUCAAUGAUGACGAGGUCACGGGAUCCAUUCGCAGCGAGAGGAGGAACCUACUGGAGGAAGACUCGGAUGAGGAGGAAGACUUCUUUCUGAGAGGACCCACAGGACCCAGAUUUGGACCUCAGAAUGACAAAUUCAAGCAGGUGCAGUCGCAGGUUGAUGAGGUGAUCGAUGUGAUGCAGGAGAACAUCUCCAAGGUGAUAGAGAGGGGCGAGCGGCUUGAUGACCUGCAGGACAAGUCAGAGAGCCUAUCGGAUAACGCGUCUGCCUUCAGUAGCCGAGCCAAACAGAUGCACAGGAGGAUGUGGUGGAGAGACAUGAAGAUGAAGAUGAUUAUUGCCAUGGUAGUUGUUGCUCUCCUGCUCAUUAUCAUCAUUCCAGUGAUCCUGCGAUAUCGCUAGUGUCUGACGAGGAGGAUGGGGCAGAAUCCUCCUCUUCCUCUUCUUCUUUUCUCUCUCUCUCUCUUUUGCACACAGUCCUCCACUCCAGCUAGGGGGCGCCAGCCAGCCUCCCACACCCUCCUCAGUGUCAGCCUGUGUACCCUCAAAGAUAUGGCCUCAACUUGCCCUUAGUACAGAUCUUAUUAUUGGUAUUUCCACAUAAAUCUGCUGUGAGAUCAGUACUAAGGCUCGGUUAGACCCUUGGUUUGAAACUAAGCUAAAGCAAGGGGACACAGAAGACUUGUGGGGAUAUGUUAGUGCAGUUUGGGAGAAAACGCUGUCUCUUACCCCCUUUAGUCAAUGUGAAGGAGUUCUCCAUGCCAUGAUGCAUAUCACACGUAGGGCCCUGUCCUGCACAUUUCAUCAUAUAGAUGGAUACUGUAAAGGCAGGUGAUCCAUACCAACUGUCUCUCUUAGUUUAGCUGAUCUGGAUCUGCUGCAGCAGCCUCAUAUAAAGGGGGCUUUAGCAUUUAGUGAAUGAACCUCAGAUGUGUAUCCAUGAUUCCUUGUGUGCCGUCUUCUCACCGCCUGAGGAGGACGGCGUUUUAUAGGGAACAUUUUGCGAGCACAAGCACACUGCACCGUUCAACACAAGGCUAGAGAACAUCUGAGGCUCAUCUUCGUAGUCAAAAUUGGCUUCUUUUAACCAUCAAAAAGGCUUUCUGACAGUAGAGUGGUUUCACUUAUCAGGUAUUCUUCUUCAUCAGUACAGAUGAUUGGAACAGGGCCUGAAGAGGAAGGUCAUCUGUUUAGACAACAUCACACUUUCUAUCUUAAUUAUUCUACUACAUAAAUCGCCGCUUUCCAUUUCGGUCUGCUUCUUGAUGGCUUGUCAUUCUGUACAGUCAAACCAAAAACAUCCAGGUUAUGAAUGUCUCCUCGGCCCUCUACGCUCUUCACCGCUCACCUUCCUCCUGGGUUGUGUCGAGCUCUGGGCCGGAUCGGUCACGGCUGUCCUACUUUCCCGCUAGAGACAUGAACCUGUCUCCAACUCUGCACAUGCUUCUGUUUUGUUUUUAAUACUGCUUCUGUCCUUUUCCACUAUUUUUCACUAUUUAUCUACUUAUUUCUGCUGGUUGCUCAAUGUGAUGCUCGUAUGGAUGCCGGCACCCCCGUCGCCACUGAAGGGACAGUUGGGGUCUCUACUGUUACAUUACUAUGAAGCAGGGGGCGUUACAGUGACGCAAAGUUGAGCUGUGAAUCAAACGUCAUUGUGACUGCAUUAAUUAACUGUAAUACAUUGAAACUCGACAUUGUCAUUUUAUUAUUUUGAAUGUAAUUUAUUUUUGCUGUAAAUAUUGAUUAUGUAAUGAUGUACAAUACUCUGGCAUUGCAUUGGAAGACUGUGAUACACGGAUCCUUUUCGCUCUGAAAUAAAGUGAUUUUUAAAGGGCA